AUGUUUCAUUUGGCAUCGUCGUUGUACACACAGUACACCAAACGCGAGCAGUAUAAUGUUUUAAUACUCGGGUUGGACAAUGCGGGCAAAACCACCUUUUUGGAGCACCUCAAAUUGUUGUAUGCUACGCCAAAUGAGACCAAGAAGACCGAAGGGGGUCCCGAUACAACCGAAACUAUCAGAUCGAAACGGAUCUUGCCGACGGUGGGACAGAAUGUUGCUACUAUCAAAUAUGAGGGAACAGAUUCCCAUCAGUUCGCCAAUAUCAACUUGAAAUUCUGGGACUUGGGAGGCCAGAAAUCAUUACGGAGUAUGUGGUCUCGGUACUACAAGUCGUGCCAUGGGAUCAUCUUUAUCAUCGACUCGACGGAUACAGAGCGAUUUCACGAGUGCUACGAGACGCUAAUGGAAAUCACCCACGACCAAUCGUGGAGUGACGAGAACAACGGGUUCGACUUUGUCAACGUACCGAUCCUCAUGAUGGCCAACAAGCAGGACUUGCCGACAGCCGUCGACUUGAUCUCGUUGAAAACUGGCUAUUUCAUCGACUUGGUGAGUGAGCUCGAAGCCACGGACCUGAAGCUCUUACCGGUGUCGAUCUUGGAGAACCAAGGACUUCGCGAGAGCUUGGACUGGUUGGUAACCCGUUUAGUGUACAACAAGGCCAACAAGAUGCCCCAAUAUAAGUAG
Molecule: messenger RNA, 690 nt
Organism: Debaryomyces hansenii CBS767
Lineage: Eukaryota; Fungi; Ascomycota; Pichiomycetes; Serinales; Debaryomycetaceae
Gene: ARL3
Product: Arf family GTPase
Exons: 1
Coding region: 1-690 (229 amino acids)
Biological process (GO): intracellular protein transport; protein localization to organelle; Golgi to plasma membrane protein transport
Cellular component (GO): Golgi apparatus
Molecular function (GO): GTP binding; GTPase activity
Source: RefSeq, a predicted model, not a curated record